UUUAAUUUUUUUUUUAAAGCGUGUAUGUUACCACUUCCGGAUUAUGAAGUUUAACGCCCGCCUUUUCCUGCGCGACGUCACUGACCCCGCCCUCUAUUUGGAAAGUCAUGGGAGUGCCAAAACAUAGGGCAGGACAAGGGAAUCAAAAUGGGAGACAGCUUCCACGAGCAGUUAAAGACAGACAGCUGGUUCCUGAAGUCGGACCGGCGCCUGGACACCGAGCUGGUGGAUAAGAUCAUUCUGCAGCUGAACAGAAUCUACCCUCAGAUCCUCACUGACAAGGAGGCCACCAAGUUCCGGGAUCUGGACGUACCCACAUGUGUGCGACUUGCUGAGCUGCUCACACACCUGCAGGAGAAAGGGGAGGAAGCGUGCAGAGAGUUUUACCGUGCGCUUCACCUGCACGUGGAGGACGUGUACUUCAGCCUCCCUACACGCCUCCGCCGACGCCUGGAAUCUGUGGAUCCGGGGAUGAGACCUGCCGUCAGACCCACCGACAGAUACGCCUUAAACCAGCAGGGUCCGCUGUUCUUCCUCAGCUGUUUCAGUGCAGCAGUAGGAGUGGCCUUGCUGUAUUAUUAUGGAGAUGUAAAGGCAGCGUCGGGUUCGAGCAGCGCUCUGGGCUUCGCCGCUCUCGGGAUCGGCAGGAAGGUCCGAGAGGUUCUGAUCUGGUACACAGAAGACGGGCUGGGGAGAUAACCUCACGCCGUUACAGUUUUUAACAGUUUUAUACUAACGCACUCCGUGUGCCCGGGAUCAUACGGCGGGUUUUAAGUGCCUUACAACAUUUGUUUGUUUGUUUGUGUUUAGUUUAAAGGAUCGUAUACAUACCGUAAAUGAUAUAACGGAACAGUUUUCAAACUUCUCUCUGGUUAACUUUUCCACCAGAAGUCUAGAUCUCUAGGUUUUGUUUUCUCUCCAGGUGUGAAUGCACGCGUCAGAGCCGAGGAAACACUGCGCCCGGACACCACCGAACCCGAAAACGAAAUGUUUCCCCUCGUAUACGCGUGUGUGUCCUCACAGGGACUUCCUAUGCACCGAUCUUAUCCGAAUCUAGGCGUGUGCCGAUAAUCAGUCGGUCAGUACGUCGUAAAAAUAUCACCAGGGCAUUAUCGUGGGCACUGUAGCUAACGCUACAAAGACACUACGAGACCUGACCGAGUUGCGUCUGUAACCCUGCGUUCGAUCGUCCGAGGUCGUUUCCCCACGUCAUACCCGUACGUAAUCCUACUAACGUUACGAUCAAAUGUUUUCAGAUGACAGCAGCGCGGUGAGGCGAUCCGGAUAAAGACACACCCCUGGAGCCGCAUUAGAGAUUCCUCGCUUGUCCCGGCGAACGCAGGCUCCAUCUGACAAAACGUCAAGUACUCCACUAAAUAGCUGCAAGUAGCUGAACGUACACUAAAGCCGUCGGCCACACGGGGGCGCCGAGCGCGCCACGCACACGUCACAAGCCGUCAACGUCGCCGCUUAGUCGUUUUCACGAUUUUGUGAAUUGACUCGAAAUUGUAGACGCCGUAAAACACGAUUACGAGCAAAUCGUUAAACACGCUUACCUCAGACCGCAGGGUUAAAGUCACGCAAACGACACGGGGGCCAGUCCAUUAGGCGCUCAUGCUAAUAACCUCCUGCUUAUUCCUGCUCCUCAUCCGCCGUGUCAGAAAGCAUGACGUUCGACGUCCUCAAAUAAACGAGGCGUUUAACCAAAUCUGAGGUUUUACCUAAAUGUUUAUAUUCCUAUGAAAGUUUGUUCAGACUCGAAUGCAUUUCAUUUAAGAGCUACAGCUCUACACGGCGCUCACGUGACACUGUGCCUUAUCUUGCCUAUUGUUUUUGUACCAAUUUUACCAAAGCUGAAGCGUUUUACAAAAUAAAUCCAUCCGAACCCCG
Molecule: messenger RNA, 1890 nt
Organism: Ictalurus punctatus (channel catfish)
Lineage: Eukaryota; Metazoa; Chordata; Actinopteri; Siluriformes; Ictaluridae
Gene: card19
Product: caspase recruitment domain family, member 19
Exons: 6
Coding region: 148-699 (183 amino acids)
Cellular component (GO): mitochondrion
Source: RefSeq, a predicted model, not a curated record